AUGCCUCUCUUCCUCUCACUUCUUCUCAUUUUAUGGUUUCCUUCAACCAAUGCUGAUUGGCCACCUUCUCUUGGCUACUGGCCAAGUUCUAAAUUCAGGCCUAUGAGCUUUUAUAGCGGCUUUAGAAACCUUUGGGGUCCCAACCAUCAAAGCGUAGACCAAAGUUCAUUGACAAUAUGGCUUGAUAGAACCUCAGAAAGUGGAUUCAAAUCUAUCCGGCCUUUUCAUUCGGGUUAUUUUGGUGCCUCCAUUAAGCUUCAAUUUGGUUACACUGCAGGGGUCAUAACAGAUUUUUAUCUAUCAAACAAUGAAGUUCAUCCAGGAUUCCAUGAUGAAGUGGAUAUGGAGUUCCUUGGGACUACAUUUGGUAAACCUUACACUUUGCAAACCAAUGUGUACAUAAGAGGGAAUGGGGAUGGAAAAAUCAUUGGAAGGGAGAUGAAGUUUCAUCUUUGGUUUGAUCCUACGAUAGACUUUCAUUACUAUACCAUUCUUUGGAGUCUUAAGGAGAUAGUGUGA
Gossypium arboreum is the source of this 519-nucleotide messenger RNA. Its product is annotated as probable xyloglucan endotransglucosylase/hydrolase protein 32. Lineage: Eukaryota; Viridiplantae; Streptophyta; Magnoliopsida; Malvales; Malvaceae. Gene Ontology annotation, molecular function: hydrolase activity, hydrolyzing O-glycosyl compounds. Bases 1 to 519 code for a protein of 172 amino acids. The transcript has 3 exons. Gene Ontology annotation, biological process: carbohydrate metabolic process. The record is from RefSeq and is a predicted model, not a curated record.